This is a messenger RNA of Trichoderma atroviride IMI 206040, 1719 nucleotides long. RefSeq lists its product as uncharacterized. Gene Ontology annotation, molecular function: protein binding. Lineage: Eukaryota; Fungi; Ascomycota; Sordariomycetes; Hypocreales; Hypocreaceae. The record is from RefSeq and is a predicted model, not a curated record.
AUGGAAGAGGCGGCAGAGAAGGAGGCCUGCAGAACAGCCGGCAGCCGGCCAGGCCUGGACAGCGAAUACUACCACCUCGGCGACCUGCAUCGCCCCGUGUCCACCAGCAGUCCCAUCGCCCAGACGUGGUUCAACCGAGGCCUCGUCUGGUGCUACGGCUUCAACCACGAAGAGGCCGCAAAAUGCUUCGAGCGCGCCAUUGCCCACGACCCGGGCUGUGCCAUGGCCUACUGGGGCCUCGCGUACGCGCUGGGGCCAAACUACAACAAGCCCUGGGACCUGUUCGGCAGGAGAGAGAUUCAGAACGCGGCGGGCCGGACACACCACGCCAUCGAAAAGGCAAAGGCCUGCGCCGACUCUGCGACUCCCGUCGAGAGAGCUCUGGUUGAGGCUCUUCGGUACCGAUAUCCCAGGGCGGACGCGCCAACCAAGACGGACCGCCCGAUAUGGAAUCGAGAAUACGCCGAUGCCAUGGCCUCGGUUGCGGCCCAGUAUCCCGACGACCUGGACGUUGCCACCUUGUACGCCGAUUCCAUGAUGAACCUCACGCCCUGGGCUCUCUGGGACAUCCGCACCGGUAACCCAGCCCCGGAUGCCCGCACGCUGGAAGUGAAGCGAGUCCUGGACCACGGCAUGUCUCUGCAAGGCGGCAGCCGGCAUCCAGGCCUGCUCCAUCUCUACAUCCAUCUCAUGGAAAUGUCCAAUACACCAGAGGCAGCUAUGCCAGCAGCCAACAACCUUCGGGGCCUCGUCCCAGACUCGGGCCACCUCAACCACAUGCCCAGCCAUCUCGACAUUCUCGUAGGAGACUACUCCAGAGCCGUCGCCGCCAACUCCGAUGCCGUGCGCGCCGACGAAAAGUUUCUGAAGCGCGAAGGCCCCAUGAACUUUUACACGCUCUAUCGCAGUCACGAUUACCAUUUCCGCUUAUACUCUGCCAUGUUCUCGGGCCAGUCCAAGGUGGCCCUUGAGACGAUAGAGCAGCUCGAAGCGAGCUUCUCAGAAGAGCUUCUCCGCGUCGAGACACCCCCCAUGGCAGACUGGCUGGAGGCCUUUCUCGCCAUGCGCGUGCACGUCCUCAUCCGCUUCGGCAGGUGGAAAGACAUUCUGGCGCUGAAAAUGCCCGAGGACCAGGAUCUCUACUGCGUAACCACGGCUCUGACACACUAUGCAAAGGGCAUGGCCUACGCAGCACUGGGCCAGGUAGACGAAGCUCGCGAACAACGCCAGCUAUUCGCCGAGUCUGUGCCCCGAGUCAAACCCAGUCGCACCCUCUUCAACAACAAAUGCAUCGACAUCCUUUGUGUUGCGGAAUCCAUGCUCGACGGCGAAAUUGAAUAUCGGUCCGCCAACUACCACGCCGCCUUUGCCCACCUCCGCGAAUCCAUCGUCAGAUACGACGGCCUCCCUUUUGACGAGCCCUGGGGCUGGAUGCAGCCUGCGAGACAUGCCUAUGGCGCACUUUUACUCGAACAGGGCCAUGUCAGCAAAGCACUAGCUGUGUAUAGCGCAGACCUGGGUAUCGAUGAUUCUUUGCCGCGAGUACAUCGCCAUCCUAAUAAUGUCUGGGCACUGCAUGGCUACCAUGAGUGUUUGGUCAAGUUGGGCAGGAUAGGGGAGGCGAAGGAGGUGGAAGGCCCGUUGAGGAAAGCCAUGGCUGUGGCAGAUGUGCCUGUUACGUCUUCGUGCUUUUGUAGAUUGAGGACGGCCAAGAUAUGA